CUGAAAUUUCUUUGUCUCCCGUGUACGCGAGCCACUAGAGGACGACGACAGACGAUCGGUUUCUCGUUUCUGCAGAGUUGUCCCCAUUUGGAAAGCCAAUUUGGGCUGAUUUCACGACAGAAAGUGCCCACAGUGACGUGCGAACAAUUUGGGAAGCAAUUUUCCGAUCUCGGUACGUGCCACGUCGCGGUUCCUGAGCGAAGAUUCUCAGUAAAAUCGGCGGACGAAAAUCCGGGACUGUAAAAACAACCACGGACAAUUUUCACACGAAGAAAAACGGACGGACAGACGGACGGGUCUGUGUGUACCAAGUGUGCGGUGUAGCGGUUCGAUUGCGUGCAUUGGUAGUGGUGUGUUUCUGGAGGUACCCUCUCUUGCGUACGUGCAAGCACAAGCUAUGCUGCAAGAGACAAGAAGCCUGUGAGAAGGGAAAGAACGGCACGGCAAUACAACAUCAGAGCAGAGCAGUGUUGCCCGCUGCUGCUGCUGCUGCUGUGGUCCACGGUCCAGUGCUUGAACCAUCGACGACGCCCGUCAAAGUGCGUUCUGAGCCGGUAUUGGUGAGAGUUAGUGCGGUAGCACUGUAUGUGUGUGACGUGCGUUUCGAUUCGCCGCGCUGCUUAUGUUGGCAGUAUUGUGUGUUUUCAUCCAACAACAUAUUGAUGUGUUGAUCUCUGUGUGUGCGCGAGGAAAAGAGUGCCACCAGGAGAAAACUCCAAGAUCCAACGGAUUGGAACGCAAUGUUUUAGCAUGAAAUUUUCCCGAACGGAAUGCCACACACUGUUGACGGUGAAAAAGACAAGUUCGACAAGGUUGGAAGGAUCAACUAGAGGAAAACUUGGAAUCCCACGGCUUGCGAUCAACAGCGAGAAAGAGUAAAUCGCCGAAGGUAGUGGGACAUAUACAAGAAGGAACGAUUAGAGAGUGUUAAUAACCUUUUGAUGUGCAAGCUUUGUUCCCUCGCCAGUCGCUUCCCCCCGCAGCGAUCCCCUCGUGUCAAGAGGCUCACACUAGAUGGUCGUCAUUGAAGGAAAACGUAAGACGUGAAUGGUCCGACAAGUUUUCUCCGUUAAGUCCGAGAAGAAUUCAAGUUGUAAUUAAAGUGGCAAGUGCAAGGUGCCGAACAGUCGAAGACACUAGUAACAGUUUAGCAAGUUCGGUGAGCAGUGGAAGAUUUUCUGGAACCCCAAGUGGGAACUGGAUCCAUUGGAAGAUUACGGGUUCCAACCAAGGAAAAACCUUCCGUCUCAGCCAACCAGUCAGUCAGUCAGUCAGACACUCUGUGUACAAACACACACCGCACACGCGUGAUACGAUAGUGUUGGUUGUAUCAGUAGCAGUAGCAGAAUCAGCAGCCAGCAGUGGAAGAAGAAGCAAGAAGCGUGUGAAGUUUUGCAUGAAGCCGACAGCACUGUAGUGGUACCGUGUCGUCAGAACGCGUUGCCUGCGGCUGUAUUGGUGUGGUGUGAUACUGCUGCUCUUCGCUGUGACGGUCUCCUAAUAUAUUUCCUCAACCAACAAACCAAACCAAAAAAAAAACUGUGUACAAUUGAGGAAAAUCAUGUUUCUGCAAAUGAAAUCAAUCAAUUGAACAUUUGGAGCAGGUUUUCGGUGAAACUGGACAGGGACUAGUUAUCGAAAAGGUGAAAGAAUCUUCGCCUCGUUUUCCUUUUUUUCUUUCCCUGUGGUUGAGGCUGAAUCGUGUAAGGUGUGUGUACGCGGUGAGAAGAAGGAGAAGGUGAAGGGAAGCAUUGUGCAAGUCCCGUGUGCAAAUCGGGCUUAGUAGUGCUCGCCUCCAUUUGGUGAAUCCGGAGGAGGCCCUUCACAUCGCGCACCGUUCGUUCGUUCGUGCUGGGAGAAGAAGCAAAGAAGAAGAAAAUUUCCGAACCAAGUCAGUCAAAGAGUUGAAAAGUGCUGAAAACUGAAACACCGUGUUCAGGAAAUUAGCGGAAGCUUUUGGAGUCAAGUGAAGAAGAUUCCGUGCUGCGGGUGAAGACAAGUUUGUGAACGGUGUGACCCCCCGAUACAGGGUUAAAGAAGACACGGGGAAUGCUGCGUUCCGCCAUUGAGUUUCAUUUGUGGAUCGCCGUCUUUUUUUAUUUUCCUCUAUAGUUUGUGUUUACAUAUAUAUGUAUUGAAGAAAACGAAGAAGCAUCAGGCAAACAGCAGCGGCAGCGAUUAAAACGCUGACUCGGCAGAAGAUUUGCCGGAAGUGGUUUCUGUGAUGGAAGUGAAAAUCUGAAUUUGGCGUAGCAACAACAACAACAACAACAACCAGAGCAAAAAGUGAGGAAAAGUUCAGCGGAAAUACGAUUAAAAUUACGCAGGAAAGGAGAUCCUCGCGCGGUCCCCUACAUUGGUGUGCGUGUGACGUGUAGUCCGUUCCGACGUCGUCGUCAUUCCGUGGGCCCUCGACAGCCCGAGCUCGAAGAAGAAGAGUUUCUUGUUAAAUAAGGUGCCCCCCCUCUUUAGAUUCGAAUAAUCAAUCAAACCCGUGCGAGCACAUCCGUCAAUGAAUUCAGCACCAUCCAUACGAAGGGCCGAAGAAAAUAGAAAAGUUAAGCCUGUGCCAGAGAAAAAAAAAGUCAAUCAACCAACCGAGCAGUGAGUGGUGCGUGUAUAUAUCAUCUCCAAAGUGGGUGCGAUAGUGGUGUGCGUGUACGUCUCUCCAUUGUUAUCUGAAAUCGAUUGACGACGUCGCGCUUGUCAACUGAAAAUAGGAGAAAAAUAAAGAAAUAAUUGCAUGUGAGAAAAAAGUUUGCACCCCCUGAAAGUAGGAAGUGUAGGAAGAUUUGAGUGUUAAAAUCCGUUUCCCGUGAGUAGCAAAUGUGUGUAAAGCUACAUCAACAACAGCAACUCGGAAAAGUGGUCCCCCGUAGCCAAUAAUGCAUCCCAAUUGCGACGGGGUGAUCGAGCCAUGGAAAUAGAUGUAAAGCAACAGAGCAAGCAGCGCAACAAACGACGGGAACGGGCCCAACGUAUGAUAGCCGAGCGGGAUAAGGAUGCCGCCGCUACCGCCGAUGGUACUGCCGCUGCUGGUGCGGCUGCCUCCAGUGCAGGUGGUGGCGGUGGCGGAGGCGGUCCCGGCAGUUGCGUUUUCGGUCCGGACGACAGUGCCGACGAGGACGUGCCGAUAAGCCGGGAGAAGCCACCGCGGCCAACGGUGCGGCGGAAGCGAAAGGAGAAGGAUCCCUCGCCGAUCCUGGAGGAGGACAUUGUGGACGGGUUCGCCAUCCUCGCGUUCAAGACGUACGAGGAACUGGAGUUCGCCGUCAAGCUAGGCAACAAGCGCAACGAGAAGCGCCUCUCGACGCUCGUCGAGCUAACGACGCUUAUGGUCGACGACAAGCCGCCGAGGAUUAUCGACACGACGGCACAGAAGCUCGACCAACAGAAAGCGGCAGCGGCAGCAGCAGCUGCAGCAGAAUGCUGGAAUGCCAAUAGCAACAAUAGUAAAACUAUUGACAGUAAUAGUAACAUAAGUAGUCCAACCGUAGGCGUGCCGGCAACGGCAACGGUAAACGGCACCAGUGUCGGUGGCCCAGUGACGGCGGCCGUGGCGGCAGCGAACGUUACCAACGGUGGCAACAGCUGCAGCAACAGUAGCAGUAGUAGUAGUCUAAGUGGCAGCAGUGUUGCCAGCAGUGGCCUCACCGUUGGCAGCAGCAAUAGCAAUGGCAGCAGCAGUAGCAGCCUCAGCGCGCUCACGGCCGCCAGUGGAGGCGGCGGCAGCAGCAGCAGCAGUAGUAGUAGUAGCAGUAGUAGCAGCAGUAGCAGUAGUGGUAUCGGGAGCAGUAUUAUUAGCAGCAAUGGCGGAAGCGGGGUCAGCAGUGGCAGCAGCGUUAAUCAUAUUAAUCAUAACCUGUCGCUGCCACCGAACGUCGAUCCGAGCACCUCGGACGACAGUGGCCGGGCUUCGGAGCGGCUGACCGCGUCGUCGGUGGCCCAGCGGGAUCCGGACAGCUCCCGGGACCGGCUGAGCGACGCCAGCAGUCGGUGCAGUUCCGGCAAAGGAUAUAUCUGUGAUAGCGAGGGAGACGAUGAUAAGGGUUCUGAUGGAGGGUCAGUCGUAUUUGCAUCGACACCACAGACACAACCGUCGCAGGCGGUGCCCCCGGUGGCGGCGGCUCCGAGUCCUGCGGCACCACGCAAGUCGGACUUCCCUCCGACGGGGCUGCCGCUCAGCAAUGGACCGCUGGCGGGACUGGCCGGCAGUGCCAGCCCGGUGCCGGUGCCACCCGGAGUCAGUGCGGGUCCUGCUCCACCGGCACCGUCCCCAGCGCCAGCGGCGCUUCCACCGCCCAGCCUGCCACCGCCUUAUCCUACGACACCAAUGCAGGUCUCAAAUGGUCCGAUAGGUACCCACCUAACACCGAUCGGCGGCCAUCCUGCUGCUGUGGCGUCGCCUCAGUCGCAGCAACCCGGGGUGGCUUCACCCCAGCAACCACAGCCUCCUGCGUCACCACAGACGGCCGCCGGCCUGAGCAGUAAACCGCUGCUCCCGACGGCGUCGGCCAAGAUUCCGGCGACGUUAAGUACAACGACUGCAACGACGACGGUAACGACAGCAAUAUCAUCAUCCCAGCCAGGGAAGCAAGGAGGAUCUCCUCAGUCACCGCUGCAGCAACAGCCGAUCGGAUCGAUACCCGGAUCACCGGCAAUGCAGCAGCAACCGCACACGCCGCAAUCUCAGCCGCCGCCUUCGCCGCAACAAACAUCAAUGCAGCAGCACAAUAGCAACAGUAACAGUAGUAGUAGUAAUAGUGGCCCCGUGAAGCCUUCGUCGGUUCCGAGUUUUAUCGGAGCUGGGUCCUCCUUCGCGGCCGUUGCCACAACGGCGGCUUCGUUACCAAAUGGACUGCCCCCGCCAACUAUACCAGCCAAUGGUGGCCAGCCGCCGCACACCAACUCUAGCAGUAACAGUGCAGCGCCAUCUUCACUGCCAGUGAACGUACCACACACGCCACCGGCAGCUACGCCUGCAAGCGGGCAAAGUCCAGCCAUCCAUCCUUCGGUGGAAAGCUCACUGGCUGCAUCGACAAGUGGGCUUCGAACGCACAGUCCAGCCGUGGCCACCAGUGCUGCCCUCUCGGCAGCCGUGACGCCAACUGGUCUUUUCAACGGAUCUCAUGCCACCCAUCCGGGAAUCCCACAUUCGGCCGCCAUGAUGAUACCGAAUGGUCUCGGUAGCAUACCACCGCACUAUCGAGCGGCGUACCAGGGAUACCCUCUGUACUCUCCGUACGGUAGCUUUAACCACAAUCCGUAUCUGUCGCCAUCGGUGGCGGCACCGAAUCUAUCUCCUCGAAUGCAUCCAGGCGCUCCUCCAGGUCUCGGCGUCAUACCCCCCUCGAUGCUCGGUCUCGGCCUAAUGGAUUCACGAUUGCAGCAUCCGAUGGUAGGAAACAAUGGAAGUCCUUCGCAUCUUCGGGAUCGGGACGUCUCUCCGAUGGGUCAACCGCCAUCGAAAACCGUGCGUCCCAUCACCCCGAACGCCAACAGCAAUGGUAGCAAUAGUAAUUCUUCAUCGGCGCCUUCGGCAUUGGCGGCGGCACCCCCUCAUUCCUCGAGUGGUCCCGUGCCGCCACCAUCCUCACACAUACCAUCCCCACACGGUUUAAACUCGGGUGCUCCGCCACAUGGUGCCACUCCUCCGUCAUCACAUCCAUCCCUGAGGGAUCAGCAGUCGUCGCAGCCACCUCAGAUGACGCAUCCAGGGCCACCAUCACAUCUCUUACCUCCUCAUCAUCCUGGAGCUGCAGCGGCGGCUUCCCAACAACAGCCGCCACCGCUCUCUUCUCAUCCUCAACCACCGGCGCCGCAUUUAGUAGGACCUUCCUCGCAUCAUCCGCUGGUGGGGCCACAUCCUCCGGGAAUGUCACACGGAGGCGGGCACCAUAUGUCGUCACACCUCCCGCCUACGAGCACCAGCAGUAGCAGUAGUAAUAGCAAUAGUACCCAUCCGUCGCAUCCGUCGUCGAUUCCCGGUGGCGGCAGCUCGCGAACGCAUUCUCCGAGGGGGCAUAGUCCUAAUAGGGAAAGAGAUAGUUAUAGUAGUAACGUAAGUAGUUUAUCCCGAUCGACGCCGGGUUCGGCGCUACCCUACGGCAGCGGCGGCAGCAAUGCGAGUAGCGCCAGUACCGGUGGUCCACCACCGGGUCCAUCACCGACGCUUCCUUACAGUUCGGCUGGUCCACCUGCAUUAUCCUCUCCGGCAGCGAUGUCCGUCUCGUCGGCGGCUUCGUUAGUCGUUUCUUCUAGUCUAACCUACCCUAAAUCUUCGCUAACGGCCGUUACGACCAGUAGUAGCUCCAGUGUCAGCACAAGCUUACCACAGGGCGGCCCACCAGGAUGGCCACCUUCGGCUGCGCCGGGAGCAUCUUCCGCGGGUGCACCACUGUCCCAUUCGCCAGCCGCAGCCGGUUCCAUUGUAAAUAACAGUUCUUCCUCCCUGUCACGACCAACUCCUCCCUCGCCUUCUGCCUCGUCCAGUGGACCAACGCCAAAUCAACCGGUGUCGCUCUCCUCGGGACCCCCAACAUCAUUCCCAGCGCCACUGUUCGCAGCGCCGCUACCUCCACCGGUCGUAUCGACGGCAAGCACACCCUCGCAAUCCUCGGCACCGCAUCCCUUCUCAGCAGAGUCGCUAUUCUCCACGAAAGCUUCUUCCCAUGCAGACCAAGACAUGCUGCGGCGUGAGUUGGACAACCGGUUUCUGGACCGAAGCGGUCUCAGUGCUCCGCCCUACCUGCGACAGGAACUACAUCACCAUCAGCAUCAGCAUACGCAUCUGCAUCAGCACCAACACCAGCAUCAGCAUCAGCCAAUCCUUCAGUCGGGCGGUUCUGGAUCGCCUGCCCUCUUUCCACCGCCUCUCUUCAAGGACGUGCCGAAGAUCGGUGCCGUCGAUUCGCCCUUCUACCGGACGGGGCUCGGGAUGCCCGCCUAUCCGUACGGUCCCGGACUGCUACACCCCGGCCUAAGUGGACCAACCCAGUUCGUUCCGCCAAGCCAUCUGCAAUCGUUUGUGCCGAAGCAACAGGCACCACCGGUUGAUCCGACCAAAAAGAAAACCGGCAAGUGGAACGCCAUGCACGUGCGGAUAGCGUGGGAAAUCUACCACCACCAGGCGAAGCAGAACCCGGACAAGGCCGCCUCGAUGAAAACGGCCACGGACAUGCUACGGCCUCCGUCGCACAUGUAUCCUCCGUCGGCAGCGAGCCUUGUGCGGCCGCAUGAUCUUCCGUCGUCGGGUUACCCACCGUCGGGCCUACAGGGUCGACCCGGGCCCUACGAAUCGGCACCGCUGCCACCGAGCUUCAUCGGUUCGGCCGCUAGUCAUUUAGGUAAGGUUUUCCCAUCUGGCACGGUCUUCAGCAGUCACCAUGUACUAAAUGCUACAUGUGUUUCAAAAGGUGUUUCCCCCUUCGGUCGAUACGCUUCGCCGUACGGUGGCUCACCCUUCAGUGGGCUGUCACCGUUUUCGCGGGACAUCCCGAUUGGAUCUCAAAUGCCCGGUUCGUUACACGACCCGUGGAGAAGUGCAAUACCACGUGGAGUGGCUGGGUACCCACAGGGGCCACCACCGGGAGCUGGCGGAGCGUGGCCACCAACGAUUAAGCCGGAUCCGGGCGUGGCAGCCGAAACGGCCCGCCGAGAGGCGGAAGAACGAGAACGGCAACGGGAACGGGAUGAAAGAGAACGGGAACGGCAAAGGAGAGAACGGGAAGAACGGGAGAAACAGCGGGAACGGGAACGGGAACGGGAAGAAAAGCAACGCAAAGAGCAGCAAGAGCGAGAACGAGAACGGGAACGCGAGCGGGAACGGGAACGAAAGGAAAAGGAACGCCGGGAAAUGGAACGACGCGAGAUGGAACGGGAAAGGAUGCUGCAGCAACAGCAACGGGAAUCGAAAGCGGCUGCUGCAGCGGCUAGUGCGAAUUCUAUGGUGCGGGAUCGUUCUCCACUGCGAAACGGAACGGAUUUGGAUGUCCGAAUCAAGGAAGAACCUCAAGUGAACAUGCGAAGCAAGGAGGAAGAGAUGAUGAUGCGAAAUCAAGCGGUAGCCGCAGCAGCAGCAGCCUCCGAUCCACGCUAUCAUCCCUCGAUGAUGCCCCAUCCGUACAUGACCAGUCGACAUCCGGCGCACAUGAUGUCUGGUGCGCAUCUUUCCCGAUCGAUGUUACCGCCUUCGAUGGGUCUACCGUCACACUUUCCACCUCCAGGCCCGUGGGGACCGGAUCCCUUCCGAGAUUAUCGGCUCGAAUCCCUGCAUCAACAGCUUCGUUACAAUCCCGUGAUGGACCUGUACCGAGCAGAGGAAGCCAAGGCCUCGCUUAUGUACGCAGCCCAAUCGGCUGCGCACUACCGAAGCAAAGAACCAAGUCCUGUGCCACCACCUCAAUCGCACCACCGGAUGCAGCCGGGACCUCAAGGACCCGGAGGACCCCAGGGGGGCCCACCAGGCAGUCUCAAACCUCCCUCCUCCCAUCCGCUAGGUCCACCGACGAACGGCCCUGGGCCGGGAGGGCUACAAGGUGGUCCCGGUGGACCCCCACCCGGUGCACAGGGUGGCCCAGGAAUGCCCGGCUCCGGACCCCUACCCGGGUCGGUCGAUAUGCACAAAAAGGAAGACUCCUGCCAAUCGCGAUGAUAGUCAUCAUCAUCAGCGUCCACAUCAUUAAUCGUUAUCGAUGACGACGAUUGAAGGAGCUGCAACCCACAAACACACACACACAAACAAACCACAGCAGAACGAAUCAAAAUCGUGUGAGCCGGAGUGUGCCGGAAAUGGUGAAAGAGCAUGUGAUGCAAAAUGAAGGAGAAACAGUAGGAUUGGAGGAGGAGACGGACGGACGGUCGGUCGGAGGAAUAAACAACAAAUGGUGAUAUUUUUAAAUUGUAAUUAGGAGGUUAAACACGUUUAAAUCGAAUGGCGAAAAAACCGGUGCGAAUAUUUGCAUGCCUCUCUGUGUGCGUGUAGGAUGAUGAUCCUUCGUCGCAGAGAGACGGAAAUUAUUAGUGAGAUAUUUAAUAUAUACAUACACAAACAGACACACACACACACACACACGCGCGCAUAUAUUGACAGCAAAAAAGAAAAAGAAAAGAACAGAAACAUAGAAAUUGUGCAUUUUUUUCCAAUUUAAUGGAAAGCAGCGAAAGUGUUGUAAUACAGUAGUGUUUUUUUCGCUCUAUAGUUGUUAAGCACCACCAACAAACAAGUGUGUGUGUGUGUGAAACUGAUGUUUUGCGCAAAAUGGUAACAACAACAAACUAAGAACAACAACCACAACAACAACAAUUGACACACACACACACACAGGCAUACACGCAUCUGUACUAUAUUGUAUUGUAAAUGUUAAGUAGUGAUAUUUGUAUAAACAAAAACAAAACUAAAAAAAAGAAGAUGGGGACGAUGAUGGGGAAGAGAAACCGGAGAAAUGUGUGACAAAGAGAAAGC
Molecule: messenger RNA, 9463 nt
Organism: Ochlerotatus camptorhynchus
Lineage: Eukaryota; Metazoa; Arthropoda; Insecta; Diptera; Culicidae
Gene: tay
Product: tay bridge
Exons: 10
Coding region: 2918-8653 (1911 amino acids)
Source: RefSeq, a predicted model, not a curated record